UUUGUGCACAGGGUGUAAAGCAAUAUCCAUGUACACACUGUACAUGGUACCCCUAGACAUGCCAGACCUGUGGGGUUCAUUGUCUGUCAUGCUCCCACAAACAGCUUGGUGGCACAGUGGACAACUGGGUACAUGUAUGGAACUCUUUCCAUGCCUCCUAAUCUGAAGAGGACCAAAGAGCAGCACUCUCAGUUUCAAAUGAGCUCUACAUUGUGGGUAACACGUCUACACUCAUAUACAUGUAUUAACAGUUACAGUUUGUCUGACAUGUACAUGUAGCCUACAAUGUUUUUUUCCAAGGAACUGGUUUAUUAAAAUGGAGAAAUUCUACUUAAAGGUAGCAUGUCUAUACUAAUGGCUACUAACAUUUUCAUUUAAUGUUCACACAUACCGGUAAAACAUAUCUGUAAAUACAUGUAUGUAUACCGUACAUGUACAUUCUAAUUUUUGCACAAAGCCUUUUCUGCAGUGCAUAAAAGUACAGAAAGCUGUCAUAAGUACUCGUACAUAACGUAUGAAAACUUAAAUACCUUGUGUUGGGUGACUCAAGAUGGUCUCAAGUUGGCAUCAGGAAAAUUGAAAAUUUACCACUGUGACUUUCAACCCCUAGACAGGGCAAGGAAAUCUAAUACUGUCAGAGCAUUUAAAUCCUGCCUCAAUUCUGACUUGUUGCCACAAGCCGGUGGGGACUUGUGCAUAUACUGUAAGAACUGCAGAUUCUUAAGUUUAACCAAUUAGCAACAUCCUUGUUCACUUCCUCCCCCCCCUCACUGUUACUCCAAGGCCAGUGUAUACAUGUACUUUUCCACUCAUCGCAGCCUGUCUAAUUCCCAAUAUGGCAGCUUCCUGCGCAGUCUUUGUUCGUCAAUAUCCUGAGUGUCGCUGCAUAAUUAAGCAUGCCGACUCACUCCUGGCUUCCUUUCCUCGCUUCUGGCCAGCUUCAUCCCUGCUAACUGCUGCACUGCCGGUGUGUGUGUACAUGUACGUCUGUCCCUCACUCUCGUCAGGCAUUGCAGGGCACAGGCAGCCUGAUGACUAGACCCGAGUGUGGUGCAGCAGUGCCCAGCGGGAUGUGUACCAGGCACUUAAAAAUAGUCCUUGAAAGUUGGCUUGGGUGAUGGACUUACAUGUACAUGCAACUCCCUCCUCCAACCUACCAGCAGUGCCCGCGUGUAUUCACUAUGAACAAUGCCAGAUCAAUCACCAGUAUCGUGCACCCUCAAACCUGCUCCCUGGAUUUAACCGGCUGUGGCGUGAGGUGCCGACAUGACUUCGCUGUACAAGUUCAGGAUUAAAAAAUCGCCCAAAAACCAGAGCAAAUCGGUGAGAGAAGGCAGUAACAAGAGAGAUCAAGGGGACGAUAAAGACGAGGACCCCAACAAUCCGUUUUCCUUCAAGGAAUUUGUCAAGAAGGACAAGCGGAAGGCCGUCUAUUACAACUCCAAGGAAGGAGACAUUGACGGCUUCAGCCCAAGCGACAGUGAACCGCAUGAAGACACUGGUACUACUCUCAAGGAACCAUCCAAGAACCUGCAUGAUAUUUUCAAUGAGGGCAAAGGAGACGAUGACGGGGAUGAUGACGGGGAUGAUGAUGAUGAUGAUGAUGAUGAUGAAAUUCAGUUCCUGGAUAUGGGGAACCAGGCUAGUCAGGGCUCGCAAGGGAGCAGUGCUGCAGACGGAAAGACAUCCCAGAGACGAGCAACGAGUAGCGGCGUUCCUAACCGCUCCAGAGGUAAGCCUCAUCGUUCUGCUCAGAGUGCCAUCAACCCAGCACCUCCAAUUCCUCCCCACGGCCAUAGUGUGAAUGCCGACUUCCACGCUCACUCACAGUCAGGGUCGUCCACAGAUCCAGUGAAAGCCCCUCAGAUCAUAGCAACUGACGUUGACAAGGCAGCCCGGGGAGCUGAGUUUGUGGACUUUAUAUAUGAUUAUGCCACAAAGGAUGACGACCAGGAUAUGCCUGAGAGGACAACGCGCAGCAACACAGGGACCAACAUGAGUAACGGGCCGUCCAAGUCGGGUGACCGCAAGCAUGGCAGGGAGCGGGCCAGGGCCCACACCCAUGGCCACAGUCCCAGGAAGCACAAGGCGGCCGCCGCCACCAACAAAGCCGGCAAUACCAAGAGCCAGCUGGUGGUGGAUUACAUGGAUGCCACUGUCCAUUCUCAAGACCUCCAGUCCCCAUCCUCGCUGUCCGCUUCCCUGACAUCAGUACCUACCCUCUCAGUGAGCAACGGCACUGAGGUGGACGAAUCCUCACUGGGACCCAAGCCAGGCCGGGAGCGAGCCCGGGCACAGUCACAUGGCCACCGGAAGAAACUUCCCAAGAGGGCCCCUGAGCCGCCGACCAAGAGAGAAACCACGCAAUCGGUCCCGGAGAUUGUCCACGCGGUGGCCGCCGAAAAUGGCCAUGAGGGCAUCUACCAGAGUCCGAGGCCCCAGGCAAACGGCAUGGCCCCGGAUAAGUCCUCAGAGAUUCUAGCCAAGGAAAACGGGGAAAGCAAGACGGACUAUGAGGUCCCACUCGGUCAGUCUAUGCCGGAUAAUGUUGAGGAUUUAAUGGCUGAGGUUACCAGGCUAAGAAGCAACAACAGACAACUGAAACAAGAACUAGUUGAUGCCAAGAGGGCCGUAGAAAAAGACGCCAAAAAAAUUGAGGGGAUGGAGGCCGAAAUGCGGAGGUUGAGAGACCGGGAGGUUGAGGAUGCUAAGACCCUGGAGACAAUGGUCCACCAUGUUGAGGCAAACCUUAAGAGAACUACGGAGAGAGCUGUCACAGCGGAAAACACUAUCACCAAAUUGAAGACUGAAAUAAAAAGCCUAAAGUCUGAGAUUGCUGCCCUCACUACCAAGAACAAGAAGCUGGAAGAGGGGACAGAAUUAGAGGAACUGAAGGAAAAGUCCCAUGCUGCUUCCAUCAAGCUUGCCACUGCAGCAAAAGAAGCCGAUGCAUCUAUUAAACAAAUGGCAAAUGGAGUUGAAGCACUGAAGCUCCUUGCUGAGACACUUGCCUGCAUCGACCGUAUCUCAGAAGUGCCAAAAUCAUUUGGCACUGCUUUAUGAGGCCCACCGUAUCCGUUCAAAGCAUUAGAGACUGUAUAAAGACAACGCAAUAGCACAAAGUAGGUAAAUAUUAAUAUAUAUGUAAUGCUAACGGUAAUUACUAUAUUGUAUUGUAAGUAAAAGCCAGUUACCUUAAAGAUGUAUUUUUUCCAAAUAUUUUGUAAUUUGGUUUUAAAAUACAGUGACAUUUUUAUUAUCAUUUGUUUUAGUUAAUUUGUCUGACCUUCCACAACAAAAGUUUUUUGUGGAAGCAAAAUUUUAAUGUUUGUGUUUUUGUGGGAAGCACUUUUUUGUAAAGAACUGAAGUUCUCUGAAUCAGGAAUUCCACUUCAAACCUUUGGAACCUCACUUAAAUUCAUUCUUAGCAGGUGUUGAUUUUUGCAAAAUCACGAAUUUGAUUUCUAGAUGUGAAAUGGGCUGUACAGAAAAACUACAUAGUUGAGUCAAAGAUUUUAUGUGCCAUGUCUGACAAUUUCUUGUUGAAAAUUGUUGUGGCAAAUUUCUUGAAAACGUUUGAUACACGUAACUGAUGUGGUUCAGCUAUCAUGAGGAAAAGUAUUAGAAACCCUCAUUAAAUUGAGUUUAAAAACACACUUACAUGUAUGAGAUACGUAUACGUCCUUCACAAGUACAGUUCUUCAUGUGUUUUCACAACUCUCCGCUAGCACAUCAAAAGUAUCCCCGUGUCAUUUAUACCCUGGAAGAGCCGAGCUUUAUCAAACCAUCCCAGUGCCCGGGGGGUUGGUUGUCCCUGAUAUUCUGUGCCCGAUCUAUUGAAAAUAUGGUAUGUAAGAACAUUCGUUAUAAACACAACUCUGACAUAAUUCAUGGCCUCACACGUCAGCCCACAUGCGUUGAGUUCGUUGUCAGUGGGAAAAGUUGACAUUUUGAACCGACCUGUCUCGGAUAAGUGAGAGUUGGGUUUAAGAAUAGCUUGUUGGAUUCUUAUAAUAACAUUUGUGUCAAAAUCAUUGCAAGACAUUCCUUGGAAAAAUGAGGACACAGUAUGAAAAAGGAAACCAUUUCAACGAUGUUGCGGGAAAUCUCAGAGAGACAGAUUCCACCCCACCUGGCUCUUUCAGGGAUAACGCAACAAAGUGUUCAUUGUGGAGUGCAAGAAAGACAUUGUUUUGCUAUUGUUUACCCUCUACUGUUAGUGAGAGAAGUUUUGAUUACUUGCGAAAAAGUAUUGUUGAAUUACUGGUGAAGUACAUGUACUUGGGUACAGUGCCUGUCACAGUUACCGUCGUAUCUUCAAACUAUUAUUUCUAAAGAUAACAAAGGUGCUUAUUUUACCAAAUGACUGAAAUCAUUGUCAGUGGAUGCCUUCCAUAGCAAGCUGAUUUUGUAGUGAAAGGUCUGAGGCCAGAGAAUACCCCCAGGGUAAUACAUUAAUUCUAUACUAAAUUCAUUUAUUUGAUAUUAUUUUACACGGCGAAUAUUUCAGUGUUCAAUUGCAUACCCGUACUGCAUCUACUGGUAAUAAUUGGUUUUGACGCCGCAUGGUGUAAUGCCAAAUUCUUCCAGGUAUUUCUUAGAAACUCUUGGCAAUCAGAGGUUUAUUUUAGUUUUAUGUUUUAAAGAGAAAGGUCGACAACUUGUUCCGUUUGGACGCAUUCUGGUGUUAAUCAUACCUUGUACGUGGAAUUACGAUGGACAUUGCACUGUUUUUCCCCUCCUGUACCUACUAGCAAACUGGAAAGAAACUUAAAUUUACUUGCACUUUUGGCGUUCUUAGUUGCACUCUUUAAAGCGAUUGAUUUCCUUUUGAGUGUGACUUUAAUACCUGUAAUUACAACAUAACCAGUGGAAAAAUCGGAAAGGUCAUUUGAUGAAAUCCAUAAAUGUUUAGCAUGGCAAGUCCUUUGGUUAGACUCAAGGUGUAGGAAAAAAUCCUCAUAUAGGGGGCCUACAAAAACUGCACAUGAGCAAACACCAUUACGUAGUUCACUUCAUACCCAUGAUAACCCCUCUCGUUGAAUAAUACCACUUCCCUCUCUUUCCUGCUUGUCAGCCAUUUGGGCAGUGGAGCAGGUGCACCCGAUGCUCGGGCUUUUGAAGGGAAAUGCCAUAAUCGAAGCGUGGUGGUAAUAUAUUACCAUUGUCGUAAUGUGAGAUAAGUGCAAAGCUCAGAACCGAUCGGCUACAGGCGGCAACGCAUUGAAAUUACACUUUUUAUGAAAGUUGUCAACGUUAAGGCUACAAUUCGGGCAAUAAAUUAGAUAACCUUUGAAAAUUGACCUUUUCCGACGGGAAAGAGGCUGAAAGAAAAAAGGAAAAAUUACCCUGAUUCAAACCACGGACAUCCUUAAUACUUACAUGUAUCACUUCACUGCGCAAAGCUAGCUCAACUGAACUCCCUUUUUCUACUUGAAGCUGAUUAUGUGCCUAUUGAAACGCAUUAUGGGCAGGUUUUGAUUAUGGCAUUUUGCCUUAAAAACCUCCUUCAUGAACAGCGAUGAGUAUCGGAUUGGAUGGUUGAUGCCCUGAUUCUGUUCCCGCCUUCCGCCACUAAUCCUCGCUCGGUUCCCUCAGGAUGUGCCUGCUUGUCCCCUAUCCGUUUUUGUUCCACACGCAUACAGAGAGUUCUGUCGUUACUUUUUCCCAAUCAAGGUACUCGGUGAUCAGGAUACCUUGAUUAAACGCAUGAAACGAGCCCUUUCGUCUUUUGAGAAAGCAUGUUCAGAAAAGAAAGUGAAUAUUCCUUUUGUCGCAAAAGGUCCAGAGAAUUGUGAAAGGGAUACUAUUCGGUCGGCGACCUUUUCCUUUUUGCACAAGUAAAUGUCUGACAGGUUAAGUUGAUGUUCACCAGUUAGUCCUUGUGGGCUUUGUGGAUUGAGUCUAGAAGACGGAGUCUAUGUGGUUGUGUAUGACAUUGUUUUCUGACGUCAUCAAAACAGCAGCUAACUUAAUCUAACCACGCAUCAAAUACUUCAGAAAAACAAACGCUUCUGCUCUUAAGCACAUACAAUCGUAUAGAACUCCGGUCUCUUUCCGAGGCUUCUCAUUAUACCCAGGCACUUGGUUAGUUACACAGUGACUCAUCAGUAUUUGAAUUUGAUAUCGCAGUAACAUUAUGAAUCGGGAGGAGAGGGCUUGCUAACUGGUCAAAUUCAAAACAAUACAACGUAUGCCUGCGCUGUGGAGACGGCCAAGGCGCGGUUUUUGGUGAACGGCUUUGCUACAAGUUCUCGCUUCAUGACUACCUUGAUGUCAGCCGAGACUGCGCCCUUAUGUCAUGGCUACGUCUCGCAGUAUACGUAAGACGCGUGUCUGCGACUCGUAGCUGCAUCCGUUUUGUAUAGACACCAACAUAUAAAAGCACCGCUUGCCGCAGCAAUACAUGUAUACGGAAUUUAUACCGACUCAUUCAUCCCAAGUGCAGAGGUUAUUCCUUUGGGGAAGGGUCGUACCCCAUGGCAUCUUGUCGCCGUUUGCUGUCUUCUGUUCGUCGCUGUGACAAAUGCCAUUCGUUGGCGUUUCCCGAUGUGCGACCGAAGUGGGGUUGGGCUACAGUCGAACUUCACCGAACACACUUAGACAGCUCGAUUAACGAAGCCACUAACUAAAAUAUCUGAUUUGAACCUAGAACUAGGACAUGGAUCCCUGCGUAGCUGUUGGGGAGGUCUUGGAGGAAGUACUAAUUUGAGACCUGGUACAUUAUCGGGAGCAAAAUUUGCUCAAUUAAAAUAACUUUAUCGUGUACCUUAUUGUCGGACUUUUCAAACAAAGGCGGCUUUGCAUUACCAAUCCUUUUGGCAGGGAUCAGGUUUGUCAGGUUUUUUUCCUGAUUGUAGGAUUUUUUUCCUAUCAGGAUUUUGUUGACUUCUGGAUUUUUCAAACACUCUCUGUUAAAAUCUGAAAAAAAAACCAAGUUUACCAUUGUAGUGCUUUUGUGUAUACUACGGUUGAUAUAGAACAGAAGAAAAAGGUAUUUUAAGGGGUGUCUUGAGGCAAACACAAAUUUAUACAGCAAAGACCUUACGCUGCUGGGGGCCCAUUCAACCUCUGGUAAUUAAUUUGUGGAUUUUUCAAUUUCCCCGGAUAUCACCCUUGUGUCGUAAGAAUAAUCUGCAAAGUGUUUAUCUUUUUGUUUUGUAAAGUGCAAUUUGUACAUAGACUGUUUUCAAAUAGAAGUUACCUUUAAUUCCAUUGUUUAUUAAUCGCUAACUACGAUGACGAUUGCAACGAAGAUAGUAUUUCUAGUAAAUAUUUUUAAGCUGGAGGUUUUUUCGACUUGAAUGUACGUAUACCGGCCACUCAAAAUUUUAGCUUUAUUGAGACCUGUAUAUAAAUAAAAUAUUAUUGCUUGAGGAAAAUA
Molecule: messenger RNA, 7384 nt
Organism: Acanthaster planci (crown-of-thorns starfish)
Lineage: Eukaryota; Metazoa; Echinodermata; Asteroidea; Valvatida; Acanthasteridae
Biological process (GO): regulation of cytokinesis; positive regulation of protein localization to cilium; positive regulation of cilium assembly
Cellular component (GO): centrosome; early endosome; recycling endosome
Source: RefSeq, a predicted model, not a curated record